GACCAAGAAACGAAGCAGUAUGAGCUUUCAUGCUCCGCCGGAUCUCCUAAAGUAAACACCAAGUUCAAAAGAAAUACGGAACACUCUUUCCCAGUUUUGGCACGAAAAUUCCGUUGGAUCUGAUCUUUCAUCCCUAACACUCUCUGGGGUGUCGUAGUGAUGGCUUCUCUUCUUUAUCUUCUUUUAUUGGCGGUUACGAGCCCAUUGUUGUUCUCUUCGACUGAAAGUAGCCGAAAGGAAUUACGGGAUAAAGAGUCAAACCAUGACCCUGUCAUACAAUUGGGGCUCUCAAUCAGGAACAACAGAGUUGACCCAUCACGAGUUGUCCAACUCUCUUGGCAACCAAGGGUGUUCUUGUAUGAAGGUUUUCUGUCAGAUGAGGAGUGUGAUCACCUAAUUUCAUUGGCACGAGGUUCCAAAAAAACAACUCGGGGAGAUGAAGACGGGUCAGGAAGCAUUGGGAUGAAUGGUAUAUUUUCAAGUUCAGAAACCCCUUUAGAUGAAGAGGAUGACAAGGUCACAAGGGUCCAGGAAAGAAUUUCAGCGUGGACUUUCAUUCCCAAAGGGAAUGGCAAACCUCCAGUGGUCAUGCAUUAUGGUCUUGAGAAGGCAGAACAGAAGUUUGAUUACUAUGGUAAUAAAUCCAAGUUAAGAUCGAGUGAACCUUUGCUGGCAACAGUUGUUUUAUAUCUGUCAAAUGUUACUCAAGGUGGUGAAAUUCUGUUCCCCAAUUCAGAGCCGAAGAAGAAGAUCUGGUCCGAUUGUGCAAAGACUAGUAAUAUCCUGAGACCCAUCAAGGGGAAUGCAAUUCUCUUCUUCACUCGCCAUCCCAACGCAUCUCCUGAUACCAGUAGCGCUCAUGUUAGAUGCCCUGUCCUUAAUGGUGAUAUGUGGUAUGCUUUUAAGUUAUUUUUUGUCAGAGCCGCUGAUGGGAGAAAGGUCUCCGUUGAAUCAGAUGACCGUGAUUGCACUGAUGAGGAUGACAAUUGCUUCCAGUGGGCCGCUAUCGGAGAAUGCCAAAGGAACCCUGUGUUUAUGAUAGGUUCCCCUGAUUAUUAUGGUACAUGUAGGAAGAGCUGCAAUGUGUGCUGACUGCGUAAACUUCACUCUUUUAGCUUCUUUUACACUUCAUAGUAUAUAGCACUAGUAUUUCUUUUCUUUUCUUUUCAAUAUGUUGACGCAUGUUUGCGAUAUGAUUUUUGGAUUGUAUGA
Molecule: messenger RNA, 1212 nt
Organism: Tripterygium wilfordii
Lineage: Eukaryota; Viridiplantae; Streptophyta; Magnoliopsida; Celastrales; Celastraceae
Product: probable prolyl 4-hydroxylase 12
Exons: 7
Coding region: 160-1092 (310 amino acids)
Biological process (GO): peptidyl-proline hydroxylation to 4-hydroxy-L-proline
Cellular component (GO): endoplasmic reticulum
Molecular function (GO): iron ion binding; L-ascorbic acid binding; procollagen-proline 4-dioxygenase activity
Source: RefSeq, a predicted model, not a curated record